AUGCUAAAAAUCAUUAUUCCAACUGCUAUACUUAUACCAAUAACGUGACUAUCAAAACCCAACAUGAUCUGAAUUAAUUCAACCUCCCACAGUCUACUAAUUAGUCUUAUUAGCCUUUCUUACCUAAAUCAACUAGGUGACAACAGUCUAAACUUUUCAUUAUUAUUUUUCUCAGACUCACUUUCCGCCCCCCUACUAGUACUAACAACAUGACUUUUACCACUAAUACUCAUAGCCAGCCAAUCGCAUCUAUUAAAGGAAACCUCGGCCCGAAAAAAACUAUAUAUUACGAUACUCAUUCUUCUGCAACUCCUCUUGAUCAUAACAUUUACCGCUACGGAAUUAAUCAUAUUCUAUAUCCUAUUUGAAGCUACAUUAAUCCCCACUUUAAUUAUUAUUACCCGAUGAGGUAACCAGACAGAACGAUUAAAUGCCGGCUUAUACUUUUUAUUUUAUACCCUAGUGGGCUCACUACCCCUCCUAGUCGCAUUACUAUAUAUCCAAAACACAAUAGGAACCUUAAAUUUCCUAAUUAUCCAAUACUGAGCUAAACCAAUCUCAACCACCUGAUCCAACAUCUUCCUUUGACUAGCAUGCAUGAUAGCAUUUAUAGUAAAAAUGCCCCUAUACGGACUCCAUCUCUGAUUACCAAAAGCACAUGUUGAAGCUCCCAUUGCCGGCUCAAUAGUACUUGCCGCCGUACUACUAAAACUAGGAGGAUACGGAAUAAUGCGCAUUACGAUUCUGCUUAAUCCCACAACAAAUCAAAUAGCAUACCCCUUUAUAAUAUUAUCCCUAUGAGGAAUAAUCAUAACAAGCUCUAUCUGCUUACGCCAAACAGACCUAAAAUCCCUAAUCGCAUACUCGUCCGUAAGUCACAUGGCUCUGGUAAUUGUAGCAGUACUAAUCCAAACACCCUGAAGCUAUAUAGGAGCCACAGCCCUAAUAAUCGCCCAUGGACUAACCUCAUCAGCAUUAUUCUGUCUCGCAAACUCAAACUAUGAACGAGUACAUAGCCGAACAAUAAUCCUAGCACGGGGCCUACAAACUAUCCUUCCCCUAAUAGCUGCCUGAUGGCUACUAGCCAGCCUCGCAAAUCUAGCCCUACCACCCACAAUUAACCUAAUCGGAGAGCUAUUUGUAGUAAUAGCCUCCUUCUCAUGAUCUAACAUAACCAUUAUCCUCAUAGGUACAAACAUUAUCAUUACAGCCCUAUACUCUCUCUACAUGCUCAUCACAACCCAACGAGGUAAAUACACACACCACAUCAAAAACAUUAAUCCAUCAUUCACACGAGAAAACGCCCUAAUAACCCUGCAUCUAUUCCCACUUCUCCUCCUAUCACUCAACCCCAAAAUCGUACUAGGCCCUAUUUACU
Messenger RNA from Leopardus geoffroyi (Geoffroy's cat), 1378 nucleotides. Lineage: Eukaryota; Metazoa; Chordata; Mammalia; Carnivora; Felidae. The record is from the annotation of a RefSeq genome assembly.